AUGGCAUCUAUGGCCACGUUUGGAGUGACAGUCCACGGACAGGGCUCUGGCAAACUGCGGCCAGCCGUCAGACGCCAGGUGCAAAAGAAGAGCGAAGAAAAGCAGCAGUAUUUCCAGAGGAGGACGAUGGGAGACCGGACGCUACGUGACCUCAGGCUGAGACGCCGCCGCGCGCGCCGGAUCUCCCGGGUCCGUGCACGGAGCAGGGGAAGGGCCGCUCCAUGCCGCCCGGCCCUUAGUGCUGCUCUGCUGAAGCUCUGUAACGGGACGAGCUGUCCCAGAUAG
Molecule: messenger RNA, 285 nt
Organism: Rangifer tarandus platyrhynchus (Svalbard reindeer)
Lineage: Eukaryota; Metazoa; Chordata; Mammalia; Artiodactyla; Cervidae
Source: the annotation of a GenBank genome assembly